CCCACAUAUGCAAAUGCGGUCGGAAACCGUAACAUCAAAAGGAACAGGGUUAAGCUUCCACCAAGAACUCAUGGUUUGCCAAAUGGAAAACCAAUGGUGUUUUUCUCCAAAGAAGAAAAUCAACUGCUGGCCCAAACCUACAAAUGGACCAUAGUUGGUUCCUCAACAUAUGGGUUGAUCAUGAAGAUUAUUUAACAGUGAUGCAAGAAGCUUGGGAAUCUCACCAAGAAGGAAAUCCCCUUCAUGUUCUUCAUCAAAAUCUCAAACUGGUGUGCGGAACAUUAAGUUGCUGGUCAAGAACUGCAUUUGGUGACUUCUAUGAGGAACCAAAGAGAUUAGAAAGUCUCAUCAAAACUCUUGAACAAGAUUUUAUCAAUAACAACACCCCUAAAAACAGGAUGGAACUAUCUAGAGCCAAAGCUGAAUAUACUAGAUUCCUAAAAAUUCAGGAAAAGGUGCUAAGUAAAAAGGCAAGAGUAAAAUCGCUUGAAGAAGGAGACACAAACUCUGCUUUUUUUCAUAGUGUGAUAAAAGACAAAAGAAAAAGAUUGUCCAUCCAAAAAAUUAAAGAUCAAGAUGGGAACUGGGUGGAGGGUACUACUCAAGUUGUAAAUGCUACAGUUAACUUUUCUCUAAACUCUUUAAAGCUAAAAUUAUUGAAGAAGACAGUUCAAUCCUAAAUGUGAUUGAGAAGCUGAUCACUAAUGAGGACAACACAACUUUGACAGCUAUGCCUACCUUGCAAGAAGUUAGAGACACUGUUUUUGCGAUUGGCCCAGAUAGUGCUCUAGGGCCAGAUGGAUUAAGUGGGAAAUUUUAUCAAUCGGCUUGGCCAAUCUUUGCAAGGGAUAUCCAUGCUGUAGUCACAUCUUUCUUUCAAGGUGCUUUCCUUCCAAAAAUUUUCUCUCAUACAUGCAUAGUUAUGCUUCUUAAAGUUAAUUCUCCACAAGAUUUUUCAGCUAUCAGACCCAUUAGUUUAUGCAAUACAUCUAGCAAGAUUUUUUCUAAGAUUAUUAAUUCUAGACUAUCUAAAAUCCUGCCUAGAAUUAUUAGUCAAAACCAAAGUGGCUUUGUCAAAGGGAGAGCAAUCUCUGAUAACAUCCCUUUAGCUCAGGAAAUUGUUAAUGAUAUUUUCAGGCCUAAUGUGGGUGGAAAUGUUGUUAUUAAAUUAGAUAUGUCCAAAGCUUAUGACAGAGUUUCUUGGCCUUUUUUGUGUUUUAUGCUAAGAAAAUUUGGAUUUGCUUAGUCUUGGAUUGAUUUGGUUUAUAAAUACAUCUCUAGUAAUUGA
Lycium ferocissimum is the source of this 1288-nucleotide messenger RNA. RefSeq lists its product as uncharacterized. NCBI's taxonomy places the organism in Eukaryota, Viridiplantae, Streptophyta, Magnoliopsida, Solanales, Solanaceae. The transcript is spliced from 2 exons. The record is from RefSeq and is a predicted model, not a curated record. Bases 144 to 680 code for a protein of 178 amino acids.